This is a messenger RNA of Cladophialophora yegresii CBS 114405, 387 nucleotides long. RefSeq lists its product as uncharacterized. NCBI's taxonomy places the organism in Eukaryota, Fungi, Ascomycota, Eurotiomycetes, Chaetothyriales, Herpotrichiellaceae. Bases 1 to 387 code for a protein of 128 amino acids. The record is from RefSeq and is a predicted model, not a curated record. The transcript has a single exon.
AUGGUGUUGCUCGUACCCGAGUUCAAGCAUGGCGCCUUCAAAGACAAGACUACCUGGAAUGUCAGGCUAGCCGACUGCUUUGACAUCCUCGUCAGCUCCUCCCUCCUAGACAAGCAUGAAAAGGGAAUGCUCCUGGAAGUCAUCGACGGCAUCGAAAGGAUGGCCGACGAAUACAGAGCUCCAGGCAGGAAAACGACGUGCGAAGAGAUGUGUGUGAAGCACAGAUAUACGUUCGCGGGAUUCUUCAUGAUAGUUCAACUUGAUCGCGCAAUGAACGGCAUCGAUGUCAUCUCAGAGGAACUGAGAAAGGGAGCGCUAGCCAGUCUUUCCUUUGAGGGGGAAUGCAAGGGUUCAGGCGGACUAGCGGUCCUUGAAGAAGAGACAUAA